UCCACUGACAUGUUCACUGUAGAAAAUGUGAUGCGCGUUCACGUCGCGACAGAGCUUGCGCCAAAUAGUCUUGAUAGAUAGACAUCUGGAUCAAGAGAAAAGAAAAGGUGUAGCUGGCAUUUUCCACUUAAACUAGUUUUGUAACAUCAUACAGUUGCCCGGGGGCACGACUAGCGCAUUGCCACAAUGGCAGAAUGGAACGCCUACUACCAAAAUGAGGAAGAAGAUUUGGAUGGAGAGGAAGGGGAGGAGUCUGGAGUGGACUAUAAGACAACAGGGCGUGACAGCCUGGUGUUUCUGGUGGACGCUUCCAAGGAGAUGUUCAUCAAGGAGGAGAGUGGAGAGCUCACCCCGUUUGACAUGACUAUGCAGUGUGUUCGUAGCGUUUACACCAGCAAGAUCAUCAGCAGUGACAAGGACCUUGUGGCUCUCGUUUUCUAUGGGACAGAACAGAGCAAAAACCCAAGGAACAGUUUCAAACAUGUGUAUGUCUACCAUGACCUGGACACACCAGGUGCCGGCCGGGUGCAAGACGUGGAUGGGCUGCGUGGGGAGGACGGUGCCAAGGUGGCAGCAAAGACGAUGGGCAGUGGGAAGACCAACCUGGGCGAGGCCCUGUGGUGCUGCUCCAAUCUCUACAGUGACAUCAAACUGCGGCUCUCCCACAAACGGCUGAUGAUAUUCACCUGCCGAGACUCGCCACACGAGGGCGACAGCGAACGCGACCGCCAGGCCCGCACCAAGGCAGGUGACCUCAAAGAGACUGGUGUAGUGAUUGACCUGAUGCAUCUGAUGAAGCCAGGUGGGUUUGACGUCUCCAUCUUCUUCUGCGAUGUGGUCAGCCCCCCCGAGGAUGAUGCUGAGCUGGGCCUUCAGAUGGAGCCUUGUGUGAAACUGGAAGACCUCAAGAAGAGGGUCCGGGCCAAGGAAAUGAAGAAGAGAUCCAUUGCACGGCUGAAUUUGUGUCUAGGGGAAGGCAUGAAUGUGGCGGUGGGUGUGUACAUUACAGCCCUACAGGCCAGGAAGCCUAACCCCAUCAAGCUCUUCAAAGACAACAAUGAGCCUGUACGCACCAAGACCCGCCUCUACCACACACAGACUGGCAGCCUGCUGCUACCUAGCGACACCAAGAGAGCUCAGGUGUAUGCAAGCAAGCAGAUAGUGAUGGAGAAAGAUGAGGUGGAUGUGAUAAAGAAGUUUUCUGACCCGGGACUGGAGCUAAUUGGGUUCAAGCCAAUGGAGCGCCUCAAACUGCACCACCAUCUCAGGUCACCUGUCUUCAUAUACCCAGAGGAGGAGAUGGUCACAGGGAGUGCCUGUAUGUUCACAGCCUUGCUGAAGAGGUGUAGUGAGAGGAAUGUGUUUGCUUUGUGUAAAUAUACACGGAUCCGUAACUCACCCCCACGAUUCUUGGCGCUGGUCCCCCAGAGAGAGGAGCUGGAUGAGGGGCAAGCCCAAAUUGCUGCUCCAGGUUUCCAUGGCAUCUUCCUGCCCUACGCGGAUGACAUCCGUACCCUUGACACCCCACAGUUACCCACUGCAUCUGACUCGCAGGUUGACAAGAUGAAGGAGAUUGUACAAAAGCUGCGGUUCAAAUACCGGUGUGAUGCAUUUGAAAACCCAGUCCUCCAGAAACACUUCAGGAACCUUGAAGCCUUGGCUCUAGAUCUCAUGGCCCCAGAGGAGAUAGAGGACCACACCAUGCCCAAGAUAGAAAUGAUGGACGAGCGUCUUGGUUCACUGGCUCAGGAAUUCAAAGAUCUUGUGUACCCUGCUGACUACAACCCAGAGGGAAAAACCGCAAACAAACGCAAACCAGCUGAGGCAGCAGGUGGUGCAGAAAAGAAGCCUAAGGUGGAUAUCUCUGAGGAUGAGCUGAGGGGUCACGUACAGAAAAAUACCCUGCAUAAGCUGACUGUGCCCAUACUGAAGGACGCCUGUAAGCAGUUUGGGGUGAAAGUCACUGGGACCAAGAAGCAAGAACUAAUAGACGCCCUGACGGCACAGCUUGCCAAUUGAUGUGUGGAUGUCGAAAUGUGUUUGUCUGUGUUCUUGUCAGAUGAUUGCUUUGACCUAAGGAUGUACUUAAAAUGGAAAAAUACGCUUCUAAUUUACGUUGACAUUAAGACGAUUUUGUUAGUUUCAUUUACAUGUUCUAACUUUGUAAUAAAAACAGAUGGAAAAACUUAA
Esox lucius (northern pike) is the source of this 2190-nucleotide messenger RNA. RefSeq names its product X-ray repair complementing defective repair in Chinese hamster cells 6 (gene xrcc6). Bases 187 to 2019 code for a protein of 610 amino acids. Gene Ontology annotation, cellular component: Ku70:Ku80 complex; nucleus. Gene Ontology annotation, molecular function: actin binding; DNA helicase activity; damaged DNA binding. Gene Ontology annotation, biological process: cellular response to gamma radiation; telomere maintenance; double-strand break repair via nonhomologous end joining. The transcript is spliced from 13 exons. Lineage: Eukaryota; Metazoa; Chordata; Actinopteri; Esociformes; Esocidae. The record is from RefSeq and is a predicted model, not a curated record.